AUGAAGAUGUUGCAAGGGAGACUUGCAGACAGUAUGACGGUGCAAUGUCAGCAGCAGCAGAUGCAGCGAGGCUACGAAAUCGGAAUGCAGUUCGGGCAUCAAUUUGCAUGGAGAUUCCAAAGUAGCCGGAUUUGGAUGAUCGUGUUCGCAAUAUGCAGCCUUUUUUUGCGCCAAGCAGAAUCUUACGCUGUGGCAGGGCUUUGUGAGAAAUGUGUGAACAUGGUCUCACAUGAGUGGAUUUUCAGCUUACUUGCGUUUGUGCAGGACAAAAUGCUUGAGAGUUUGCAAUCGAGUUGUGACAACUCAGAAUGCAAAGGCGGGGUGCUAAACACUUUGCAUCCUACUCACCUGGUUUAA
Effrenium voratum is the source of this 357-nucleotide messenger RNA. NCBI's taxonomy places the organism in Eukaryota, Dinophyceae, Suessiales, Symbiodiniaceae. The record is from the annotation of a GenBank genome assembly.